Molecule: messenger RNA, 1816 nt
Organism: Corylus avellana
Lineage: Eukaryota; Viridiplantae; Streptophyta; Magnoliopsida; Fagales; Betulaceae
Product: Tetratricopeptide repeat (TPR)-like superfamily protein
Biological process (GO): chloroplast organization
Cellular component (GO): chloroplast
Molecular function (GO): protein binding
Source: RefSeq, a predicted model, not a curated record
UCACCGCUCAGCUUUCUCUGCUCUGCAAACUUCUCCAAUGGCAGCGUCCCUUCUCUCUCUCUCUCCAGCUCUGAACAACUACGGGAUGAGCCAAGUUUGUCUACACAUGCACUCGGGCAACUUACGGAAAGCUACAACAUGCUUCUCAGUUUGUCUCCAAAAUCGGAAAUGCAACAUCAAGCUUUACAUGAUACCCAUGACAGCUGUUACCCGUCACACUGUGUUGAGACCUUUUGCAUUAGUUGGCUCAUUAGAAGCAGAUGUAGCAGGCCAAGAAAAUCAUGCUAUAUCCGAUGUUUCAGCUCCAAACAACUUUCAGAGGUCUAAAAUGUCUUUUGAGAAAGAGUUGCAAGAGUUAUUUGAUGAAGUCAAAAGACUGAUUAUGAUGGGAAACAAAAGUGAUGCUAUAGACCUACUUAAAGCAAACUAUGAAGCUGUUAAAGAACAGAUGAAUGCAGGUAGUCAAGGCAUAGAAGAAGCUGCUCUUCUUGACAUCAUUGCCCUUGGUUAUAUGGCUGUUGGAGAUUUAAAGUUUGUUGGUUCCCUACUGGCUAUGUUGACUGAGGUCGUUGACAGUCUAAAGGACAAUGAACCACUUGUGGAUGUUGUGCUUGUGCAUAUGGGAAGUCUGUAUUCGGCUUUGGGGAAGUUUGAAAAAUCAUUGCUUGCAUACCGGAGGUCUAUUGAUAUUCUAGAGAACAGACAUGGGAAAAAUAGUAUUUUUCUUAUCACCCCAUUGUUGGGGAUGGCAAAAGUGCUUGGAAACAUUGGCAGAUCCACAAAAGCAGUAGAAACCUACAACCACACAAUUUCUAUUUUGGAAUUGAGCAGAGGUGCUGAAAGUGAGGAUUUGGUUGUAGUUCUAUUUGCUCUUGGCAAUCUUUUACUCAAAGAAGGAAGAGCAGCGGAUGCAGAAACUCAUUUUGUUAGAAUUUUAACCUUAUAUAAGAAGUUAUAUGGAGAAAAUGAUGGAAGAGUUGGAAUGGCUAUGUGUUCCCUUGCCCAUGUUAAGUGUGCAAAAGGAAACCCUGAUGAAGCCAUUCAAUUAUAUAAAAAUGCACUUCAAGUCAUCAAGGAUUCAAAUUACAUGGCUUUAGAUGACGGCAUAAUGGAGAAGAUGAGGAUAGAUUUGGCAGAGUUACUUCACGUUGUAGGAAGGGGAAAAGAAGGUCGAGAAAUGUUGGAGGAAUGCUUGUUGAUUGCUGAGAAGCAUAAAGGAAAAGAGCAUCCCAGCUCAGUGACACACCUUCUGAAUCUUGCAGCCUCCUAUUCACGCUCAAAGAAUUUUGUGGAGGCUGAACGCUUGCUGAGGACUAGUUUGGAAAUCAUGAGGAAGACAGUUGGGCCUGACGAUCAAUCCAUCAGCUUCCCAAUGUUGCAUCUUGCCGUCACUCUCUACCAUCUAAAACAGAAUGAAGAAGCUGAGCAGCUUGCCCUGGAGGUUUUGCGCAUCCGUGAAAAGGCAUUUGGAAAAGAUUCUCUUCCUGUUGGGGAGGCUCUGGACUGUUUGGUGUCCAUUCAGAGUGGAUUGGGGAAGGAUGAUGGCGAGUUGUUGGAGGUGCUCAAGAGAAUUCGGAGUAUCCAAGAGAAAGAGUUUGGCCACGAGAGUGAAGAGGUCAUUGAAACCCUGAAAAAAAUUGUGUACUACUUAGACAAACUGGGUAGGAAGAAUGAGAAGUUGCCGCUGCAGAAAAAAUUGUCCGUACUUAGAAUGAAAUAUAAACAAAGGAUUCAAUAUUAGUGGCAUUUCAUCGUAGUGUAUGUUUAACUCUUAACUCUCUCACUCCGUAGAUAGCAAAAAGUAUUUAUAUCCAUA